This is a messenger RNA of Vombatus ursinus (common wombat), 516 nucleotides long. It is a transcript of the gene IL26, whose product is annotated as interleukin 26. Bases 1 to 516 code for a protein of 171 amino acids. The record is from RefSeq and is a predicted model, not a curated record. The transcript has 5 exons. Lineage: Eukaryota; Metazoa; Chordata; Mammalia; Diprotodontia; Vombatidae.
AUGCAAGUGAAUUAUAUUUUGUGUUCUGGGCUGCUUUUUAUCAUUCCGCAUUUGGUCGUUGUUGAAAGCAAACCACCUCGUUCCACCACGGCCUGCUGUCAUAAAGAAACCCUAUCCAGAGUGAUUGACAUCCUCUUCAUCAAGGCCAUGGGAUUCAAAGCAUCUGUACCAGCAGACAGCAUCAAAAACACAAAGCUGCUAAAAAAGAAAACCAAAAGUCUGUUCAUGAAAAGCUGCCAAUUUCGAGAGCAACUGCUUUCGUUUUUCAUGGAAGACGUUCUUGGGCACCUUCCGUUUCCAUCAAACAAAGAGAUGGGCUUCAUUGAGGACUUUCGUAGCUUUGGAAAGAAACUGAAUUACUGUUUUCCGUGUGCUCCAAAUACUGGGGAGAUGAAGCCCAUUACCAGGAUUAAGACACUAUUUUACAAGAUUGGAAACAAGGGAGUCUUCAAAGCCAUCAGUGAACUUGAUAUCCUUUUUCCCUGGAUAAAAAAUUACCUAGAUGGCAUUAAAUAA